This is a messenger RNA of Sceloporus undulatus (fence lizard), 2944 nucleotides long. It is a transcript of the gene TRIB3, whose product is annotated as tribbles pseudokinase 3. Gene Ontology annotation, molecular function: ATP binding; protein kinase activity; mitogen-activated protein kinase kinase binding. Gene Ontology annotation, cellular component: nucleus. Bases 337 to 1410 code for a protein of 357 amino acids. Gene Ontology annotation, biological process: positive regulation of proteasomal ubiquitin-dependent protein catabolic process; regulation of MAP kinase activity; protein phosphorylation. The record is from RefSeq and is a predicted model, not a curated record. The transcript has 4 exons. Lineage: Eukaryota; Metazoa; Chordata; Lepidosauria; Squamata; Phrynosomatidae.
GGAGGCGCCGGGGCUGGGCCCUCCUCCUCCUCCCUCUUCUUCCUGGGGCCUUGCAUUGCAUCAGCCCCGGCGGCGGCGGAGGAGGAGGAGGCUCGGGGCUGGACUCAGGCAGCUCCAGGAGUGGGCUCCCUCCCGGCUCCAAGGAGAAGCCUCCGGAGAAGAGAAAGGGAGAAGAGAAGGAAGGAAGGAGACAGACAGACAGACAAGGAAGGAAGGAAGGAAGAAGACAGGAAGGGAGGGAGGGAGAAAAAAAGAAAGAAAGAAAGAAGGCAGGCAGGCAGGCAGGCAAAGGCUCCGGGCCCCCUUUGCACCCAAGGGCUCCAUCCUGCGCCAAAGAUGAGUCUGCUGACACAGGAGUGUCAUGCAGUGGCCACCCUGCGGAAGAAGCGGCUGGACAUUGACGACGCAUCAGGGGCAGAUGAUCCGCAGCCCAAACGCCAGUGUCCUAAUCCGGUGCAAGGACUAGCACCUUGCCUCCAGCCUUUGGCUUGCUCCCCUCCCAUUCCAGACCAGGAUCCGAGGGUCUCUCAGAUUGGCCCAUAUCUCCUUUUGGAGCCCACCGAAGGGGGAUGCUGCUACCGGGCUGUGAAUAGGCAGACUGAGGCAGAAUAUACCUGCAAGGUUUACCCAGCCAAGAGCUACCCAGAAGUGAUGGCCCCUUACAGUGCCCUCCCUUCACAUCCGAACAUUGCCCAUGUGGCUGAGGUGAUCGUUGGAGACAAAAACGUUUACGUCUUCUUCCAAUCUGGGAAAGAUGACAUGCACAACUAUGUGCGGCGGUGCAAGCGCCUGUCUGAACAUGAAGGGGCUGCUCUCUUCCGACAAAUGGCCGAAACUGUUGCCCAUUGCCACCAACAUGGCAUUGUCCUGCGGGACAUCAAGCUGAGGAAAUUUGUCUUUGCCGAUAGGGAAAGAUCCAAAUUGCUGCUGGAGAACCUGGAGGAUGCGUAUGUGCUGAGUGGUCCCGAUGACUCCUUGGAGGACAAGCAUGGCUGCCCAGCCUACGUGGGGCCUGAGAUCCUCUGCUCCAAAGGCUCCUACUCAGGGAAGGCAGCGGACGUGUGGAGCCUGGGCGUUGUGCUUUACACCCUCCUUGUGGGGUGCUACCCAUUCCAAGACACCAAACCUGCCUCGCUGUUCAGCAAGAUUCGCCGUGGGCACUUUGCUGUCCCUGAGGAAAUGUCGCCCAAGGCUCGGUGCCUCAUCCGUUGCCUCCUCCGGAAAGACCCAGCUGAGAGGUUGACAGCCAGUGGGAUAUUGUUGCAUCCUUGGCUGGCCAUGGUUGGCAUCUCUGAGGGCUUGCACAGUAGCCCUUCUGGGGAACAAAGCCUGGAGCAGGUGGUACCAGAAAUGGGGAGCGUCCAGAAGCCUGAGACUGGACAGGAAAUGGAGGAAGACCUCUAUAGCUGAGCAGAAGGUGGAGACAAGAUGGCCAAACAUUGACUCUGUCUUGACCUGACUUCGGUUAUGCGUUGGAAUGUGGUCCCUUCCAGCUCUCAAUUGCACAGGACUGGUUCCAGAAGUGCCUUCAAGAUGGGAUGGGGGUUUCCCUUUGCCAGCAGGUGCUUUUACAACUAAAUCAGGGGAAAAGGGAAUCAGAACCUCCCUUGUAUCGUAGCAUGAACUCUGUGGCAUGCUCAUUCAUGUGUGCCAAAGAACCAUUUCUGAACCCUUUGUUGUCACCAGCAAAAUCUCCUGCAUUCAGAAAGCGGUGCUUUUACACGCUCCAGUCCUCUUCAUCAGCACCUAAGUGAAGGAUCCAUGUAUCAGUUUGGUGGACUGCAGAAGUGUGUCUGGAGAUUCAUCUGGGAUUUCCUGGAAGGAGAGGUCUAUGUUGCAAAGGCUGGAUCACAAAAAUGCCCUUCUGUGUCCAAAGACAGGACCAUUUUAUCUUGGAUUUCAGUUGACGAAAUGGACUUUUGGUUGGAGUUUUUGGCCAGGUGGCUAUCAAGAGGGAACCCCACUCCCUCCAAGCUUGAGCACAUCACAGUUUACAGGAGAAUGAGUGUUUUCCCUUGCAUGUGCCAAAUGGAAAAGGAUGCACUCCAUCAUGGACCAGAGAUCUUGCAUUGGUGGAAAGGCAGCGUUGAAGGAAGUGGCAAGCCUGGAUAAACUAAGCUGAUGUCUCCCUCCUGACACCUUUUUUUGACAAAUUUAGGGUCUCUUUGUAAUAACUUCCUGCUAUGCUAGGGCCAUAACUGCUCUCCUCCCAAAUUUUUCCUCUGUUUUUUCUUUCUUUCUUUCUUAAAGAGUGCCUCUUCUGAUUCCUAAUCUGCCUUAAAAGGAAAUUCCUGUUGGGAAGGAGUCUUGCAGGCCUCACCAAAGAGCUUGGACAAGGAACUUUUUGAGGACUACAACGUCUAUGGCUAGCUGGGGAAUUUGGGGAGUUGUUGUUACUUGUAAAAGGUCUGAUUCUCUACUUGAAUUUAUGUCACUACUGGACAUGGUUUGGGAUCUUGGGGUGAGGAGUGGCUGUGCCGGCAUCUCCUGCCUUGAGGUCUCACUGCUAUGCCCUUCCUAGCUUUCUCUCCCUGUUCCCGGUGGCUAAUGAAGAGAUAAAUGUGGCCAUGCAAGAUUUGGUGGAGCUGAUUUUGCAAAGGCCCACUGAAACUGGAUUAUCUGUUGUUCCCCACACACCAUUUCUUCUAGAGCGCCUGUAAUAGUCAAUAACAUCGCCUUGUCCGAAUCAUUUCCUUCCCACCCCAUCCUACAUCCCCCUCAGCCUUUAACUGACUAAUGUUUUGCUGCUCAUUUUAACCAUGGAAACUGUGAAGAGAAAGAGGCAAUGCCUGUUUAGGGGGUCAGGUAAUAAUUUGAAUGCUUAGUUUUUUGUGGGUUUUUUCUGGUUAUGUGGCCAUGUUCUAGAAGAGUUUGUUCCUGACGUUUUGCCAGCAUUCUUCAGAGAAUGCUAGCAUGGAAGUGAGUGGGGUAUAUACACUUGUCC